Molecule: messenger RNA, 3436 nt
Organism: Nicrophorus vespilloides
Lineage: Eukaryota; Metazoa; Arthropoda; Insecta; Coleoptera; Silphidae
Product: protein dispatched-like
Exons: 8
Coding region: 279-3239 (986 amino acids)
Cellular component (GO): membrane
Source: RefSeq, a predicted model, not a curated record
GUUCGUAACCAUUCGCCGAGCGUAAUCUUAAGCCGGUUCGAAAUGAUAUUCGUCGUCGCCGUGUGUUUUAGUGAGCGAGUGGCAAGCGUUUGAGACAAGGGGAAUCCCUGCGAAUCGAAGAUCAGAUUCGAUGAUGUCGAUUAUAUUGGAGUCGCAUCGAGCGUUAAGUAAAUAAUGCAAUCCGAAGUAAAUGUGUCAAUCGAUCUGACCUGCACUCGAUUGGGGCCAAAUCGAAUUGAUAAGUACGUUCAAGUCAUUCCGCGACGUUCUCUUCAGGGAUGUUCACGAAACGCUUCGUCGGUUUCACCGCAAACCAUCCGUACCUUCUGGUCGCGAUCCUCACAACCGUCUCCAUAACAUGUCUCGUCGUCCCGGCAACACUAAAAUCACUCCCAAACUUUUCGGAUCCUCAAAUGGGCUUUGAGACGAGAGGAACCGACCUGGCCAAGAAGUUAACCACUUGGAAGAACCUUUUAGAAUCGUCGAAAUACUCCGGUCAAUUCGUCUCAAAUCCCAAGGAGUAUUUACAAACAAAAAAUUACAUAAUCAAAGCGAAACGACCGUCCAAGAACAAAACCAAAAGAUCCUUCAAAGAAAUCCCAAAGACGUCUUCAUUCAAAUUAACCAAAACGAAGAAAACGAAAGUUCCAGCAUCCCAAGAAACCGACAAUUUCUUCUGCGGUUACCCAGAUUCGAAAUACGCAAAGAUCGUGAUCAAAUCGAAGCGUGAAACGGGAUUAUUCGAUUACGAUUCGAUGCGAGCCAUGUGCAAAUUAGAAAAACGAAUGAUAACGAAGAAAGACUACAAAGGUCUCUGCAUCAAGAGCGUUAAGAGGAAAUGCUGCAAACCGUGGUCUUUGCCCAAUUACGUCGCGUUGAUGAACUCGAAGAAAUCAUGCCAGGAGAUAACGGAAAAGGAUGUGCAAAUAUCUAAGGAGACUUUGGUGACUUGUGCUCCGUUCUAUCACAAUUUCACGUUGAAACCUCAUUGCAAGAAGAUGAAUUGCACGGGCGCUCCAAAGAUUUGCACAGAAAAUGAUUCGGUCUUUAACAUAUUGAAUUAUAUGACUAGCUUAUCUUUUCUACCUAAGAAUGAUACAAGUAGUAAAGUUUUAUUGAAUGAAGCUAUGCUGUAUUUGCCUUUGGCUUGUAGCAUUGCCACAAUGCCGUUUUACGAAGAUUUUGAUGAUUUUAAUGAGUUCGAUUCAAUUGAAUUGAUCGCUUUGGAUUUUGGAUUGAAGAAUGCUCUGUUCGAGAAGAUCUUGAUUAGGGACGCAUGGUUGAUGAUCGUUGGCGCUAUUUUCCUUUUGAUAUCGAUGUGCUUUUACACCAAAUCACCUUUCUUCACCUUCAUGACUCUAAUUGCAAUCUUCUUAUCAUUGGGAAUAUCCUAUUCCGUUUACACUUACGUUUACCAAUUGGAGUUCUUUCCAUUCAUGAACUUGUUGGCUGUCAUUGUAACCAUAGGGAUUGGUGCUGAUGAUGCUUUUAUCUUCAGCAAACUCUGGAGAGAGUACAGAGCUUCCGAAGAUUCGCUCGAAGAAGCUUUAAGCAAAACCCUUCAACAAGCCUUCGUGACGAUGCUGGUAACUUCCAUGACCACUUCAGUAGCAUUCUUCGCAUCCUACUUUAGUUCAAUCACAGCCAUUAAAUGUUUCGGCGUGUUUGCAGGUACUGCAGUUUUGACGAAUUUCAUCCUCGCCAUGCUUUGGCUUCCGCCCACCGUCAUCAUUCAAGAAAGAAUCAAAGGCUGCAAUUUCAACUGUUCUUGUGGGCGAUUCUCCUGUUUUCUCGAUGCCCUCCAGACGACCUUAAUCAAAGCAAUCAUCAAAUUCAAACAUGCUCUCUUCAUAAUUUUCUCAACCGCAGGUUGUUUAGCUUCGAUCGCCGUUUUCUAUUAUCCGAAGUUACGGUUACCCGACAACAACGAUUUUCAACUCUUCGACAGCAGCCAUCCGUUCGAACAGUACGAAUUGAUUUACAAGAACAAAUUUUGGUUCACGCAAAACAUGAAGGAAAAUGAAGAUUCAAUUUAUAAAUUACCGUUGAGAUUCGUUUGGGGCGUUUCUCCUGCGGAUAACGGCAACUACAUGGAUCCGCAGAACUUGGGCGAUUUAGAAUUGGAUGAAAGUUUCAACUUUUACACGCCUCAAGCGCAGGAGUUCAUGUACGAUUUUUGCAAGGAUCUGCAGUCGCAGCCGUUCUGCAGAAGAAUCGGACUGUCUCUGGGAAGUUGUUUCAUGGAGACGUUCGUUGAUCUCUUGAAAAGACGAUGCUCGGAUUUGAGCGAUUCCAAGUUUAACAAACCGCCGUGUUGUAAUCUGACCGAGUUUCCUUUCGAAAGUCACGUUUUCAAUUAUUGUCUCUACGACUCCGUUGAUGCUUUGUACACGACUCCGUCGAGGUUCUUUUCGCCUGGAUUGGCCGGGCCCAAAUUUUCCAAAUCUGAUGUUCCCAAAAUACAGGCUUUCGUUGUCGAAUUUGAUAGCACUUUCUCGUUUUCCUUGAAUUUCGAUUACAUGGACGGUUUCUUGAGAGAUGUUGAUAAUUGGUUUCAAAGCAAAUUGGUUGGAGCGCCCGAUGAAUUGAAAGGUGGUUGGUUCAUAAGCGAUUUCGAUUUCUUCGAUUUGCAACGAACUUUAUCAGAAAACACACUCGUUGCUAUAAUUAUUUCCAUGGCGUUAGCUCUAGGCGUUCUGUUUUUAACUACCUUGAACAUCCUGGUGAGUCUCUUUGGAGUGCUCGUGAUAACGUGCAGUAUUUUAAGUACUAUGGCUUCUCUGGUUCUGAUCGGCUGGAAGUUGAAUAUCCUGGAAUCAAUCGCCAUCUCCAGUAUUAUAGGUUUAACCGUUGACUUCAGUCUUCAUUUGACUGUGAAUUUUAGAUUCGCACCGGACAAAAUGAGCAGGGAGGAAGCUACGAUCAGCGCCCUCAGAAAUACUCUAGGUCCGGUGACCAUGGCGGCGUUAACGACGAGUGCCGCUGGUUACUUCAUGAUUUUCUCUUCAGUAUUAGCGUACAAGCAAAUCGGACAGUUCCUUUGUAUAGUUAUGAUUGUUAGUUGGUUGUUCGCCGUCUUCCAUUUAGGCUCAUUGUUAGCGUUAGCAGGUCCAGAGAACCAGUGCGGACAACUAUCGUUCCUCAAAUUCUUGAGAACUUUCAUCAGCAAAAAAGAGCUGACAUUUAACGAAUCACACGAAUUGGAGCGAAUGAACGCGUUGAAGUUAGACAACAACUAAAUGUAUUUUAGUCAUGAAAAAACUAGGAUAAAAUUAAAGAUACAAAAUAAAUUAGCACCUCAGUGAAAAAUAUGUUAUGAAGUAUGUGUUAGUAAUCAUUAGAACUUCUCGACGUAAAACCACAUGAGAAUAGUCAUCAACAUUAGUCAAUCCAAUUAAAACAAGUUUAAAUCCAAUUUACUUAUUUAUUAAUACAC